CAACGUGGGAGACGCGAAAAUGUGAAGUUGUUUUGAACUUGUGAGGUUACUCACUUACGAUACUCGCUUAUUUACUGGUCGUAACUUCACACAUCAUAAACUCGGUGUUACUGUGGACCUCCGUGGAGCUCGACCAUGAUGCCGGGAGACAGCCAGAGCAGGACUGUGGCCAUCGCCGCGGACGCCACUUUUGGAAACUGUCAGAACUGCUCUGUUCUACAGCAGAAUCUGACCGAGUAUGUGACCUCAUUUCUGGCUCUGAAACAGAAGAUUACCGUCUCGGAUGACACAAUUAGGCUUCAGCAACAGUUGGAGGAGCUGCAGAUCCGGUUGGGUUCUUUGGAGACAAAGACAGCAGAUUAUGAAUGUGUGCAAGCAGAACUGGAAGAGAAAAAGAAUGCUCUUAAGACCUAUGUGGGUUUGUCUGAAGAAAUGGAAAACCUGAAGCAAAGAAAUGCCAAGAUACUUGCAGAGAAUAAAGAGCUUGCAGAUCAACUCAAGGGUGUAAAAGAUACAACGGAAACACAAUCACUUGAAAAUUUACAGCUCAGGAAGGAAAAGGCUACUGUGGAAAAUGACUUGAAGAAAACCCAGGCAUCUUUGAAGAAAUGUCAGACACAAGCAGAGAAAGUUGAAAUGUUGAUGAAGGAAAAAUCCAAGAUGACAAGCAUAAAAGACGACCUUGAAAACAAAGUGAGACUUCUCGAAGAUUCGGUUUGCAAGCAGAAUCUGCAAAUAUCCCAGCUGACCAAAGAGAAGAACCUGCUUGAAAGAAACAUUGAUGACCUCCAGGUGAGACUGAGGAGACUGGAAAGAGAAAGGAGUAAAGAAUAUAGAAGCGUGACAACUCAGGCAAGUGCGCCCACGGAGCCCAGAGUUGACAAAGACAAGUUCAAGGCUCUGUUGGAGAAUUUGUGGGCAUGUGUACAGCCAGAGCAGAAGCAGACUGACAACCAGUUGCACUGUGCAGAUUCCAGCUUCAAGCAGCUUUUUCCUUCUACACCACAAAAGAAAUUGAAUUCUCAUGAGAAAGAAAUGACUCUGCCAGCUUCUUGUAAAAUCAGUGACUCCUCCAGUUCCCACACAGCCCGGAAAUUAUCUCCACAAGCACAAAAAGCCAUUGAGCACCAAGUAUCACCUCAGCGAUUAAGAGGGAAAAAACUAUCAAGUUCUCAAAAAAGGGCCAAGCGAUCACCAAAGAAAGACAAAAAUGAGUUAGUCACCGACGUGAACAACCUGGAAAUGUCUAUCGAGGAGAUAUUGGCAUUAUUUAAGCCUGUGCCUCCCUGCUUAUCGCCCCUACGAGAUGUGGUGGAAUCUAUGGAUAUUGAUGACAAUGAAAAGGAAACUCAUCCUACACUGACAGAGGACCGUUUGCCUCUCGAACAAGAGGAGUCCUUCCACACCGCCACACCACUGUCCAGUCAGAAGAACACUACUGCUUUUCCAGCAGAGGAGGACACGGACUCGCCGAUGGCCACAAAUAACGACAGUGGACACAUUUCAAAUGAAACAGGCUCAAAACACUUAGAACAGAGUGUGUCGAGUUCUCAAAUGAAGGAUAAAAUGAAUGCAAUCAAUGAAAAUGGAUAUACUGAAGGAGUCAUAGUGACUGAGCCGGAGCCAGCAUCUGCACCAUCAGGAUCCACAACAGAACCGUCGGCGUCUUUGUUCAACGGCACAGUUGUGAUUGAACCUGUUUCAGUACCUGAUAGUUUGAUCAUCGGUGAUGCCAACAGCACAUCUGGAGCUAAACCAGGAAAUUCCACUGCGGAGGUAAAGCAGGAUCAGUCUGAGAGUCUCAUCAAAAUGGAUUUAGACACAAACCAUCGCAGCGACACUGAUGCAAGAACAGUCACUCCUGCUGAUGGAGAGUCACUCAAAGGAGGAGAUGCUACUGCGAUGUCCAGUGAAGCAUUACCAGUGUCACUAGCAACCUCCUCACCAUUUACAAAUGAUGUGACGGAAACCGAUUCCCCCAGAACAGAAAGAACGUCGGAUGGUGAGAAGAGUGAAGGCGGAUCUGCAAUCAAGACCCAGAAAAGUAUUGAGUCUUCACAGAAAGACCAAGAAAUGGCAAAAGUUUCUCUUUGUGCAGCCAGUGACCAUCAUGAAUCUAAUGAAAUGGUUGAACAGAGGACAGAAAUCAUUGAGUCAGCCGUGGUUCUUGCAAAGGAAAAUGGAAAAGCAAUACAAGAAACUGCUGGAGAUGGUAUGGAAGCUUUUCCUAUUCAGUCAAAUGGUGGCAAAAAAUUGCCAUCUCCCAUGAAAUCUCCACUGCUGAAGGAAGAUCAGGAACAUGGCCAAGCUAUAGUGUCAGUACCUUCAAAGAAUCUCACGAGCAUAGACACAAUGGAAAUAGAGAUGAUGGAAGAUCAUGGAUCGGCCCUUUCAGACCUUCAGGAGAAGCAAACUCUGGACUGUCAAUCCUCGAAGGAAAAUGCAGAUUCUCCUUGCACGCAGUUGAGUCCAACAUGUGGAUCACCCACUAUAAAAUCGCAAACUGUAGAAAGCGAGACCGACCCAUCACAAUUGAAGACAGAUGCUAACUCUGAAUGUAUUUCAAAUAAAGAAAUCCCUGUUCCUAUUUCAGAGAAAGAAGCCACAUUUCAAAGAAAUAUUGUCCAAGACUUCCAUCAGGACGGCGUAGAUUCUGGUAGUGCUGUCUCAUUUAAUCACAAUGCUGCUCCGACACACAAACAAAAAGAUUUGGAGUCUUGUGCAGAGAAGUGUAAAGAGCAGGGUUCAGAUUCUGAUGAGUGUAAAAAGGAGAACAAAACAGUAAAUUCAAAAACAGAGUGCAUGAGCCAGAUUCUCUCUGAAGUGGGUUCUCCUCUUCCUCCUCUCUUGACCCCCCUCCUCACUCCUCCAAAGAUGCCUGUAUCGAUCAACCCAAGGCAUGCAAUUGGCAAACUGUUGUUUCCGUCACCCAUGGAUACACUGAACUCACCUUUGACCCCUGUGCCAGCCCACCUGACGCCCAACGGUCAGCAGCAGAGCUCUUCCUCUCUGAACAGCCCGGUGCCUCCAAACGGAGUCCCCUCAUCGCCUCUUCAGUUCGGCUCAGCCACGCCGAAGCACGCUGUUCCAGUCCCCGGUCGCCUCCCCGUAGCGGCAGUGAAUUCCUCCCAGUCAUCUUCCACCAGUCACUCUCAGGAAAACUCCAUGAGGAUCCUGGACAGCAUGUAUCCAGAGCUGUCUGCUCGAGCCCGGACUCUCAGCAUUCUCAGAGGCAACGUCGGUCUCGCAGUCGGUCCGUCAGACGGUGGAUCUUCACCCAUGGCGGCAGAUAGUCAGGUGUCCAGCUUUAAAACUCUGAAUUCCACUUCCACGGCCUUCACCAACACUGUCAGGGGGGAAAAAAGACCAGCCAACAGUUUGCUCCAACCUGUAAGCAAAUGUCUCCGGCUUGACAGCAGCUCAGCUGAUGCUGUUGGCAAGCAUGUGCUUCCCCCGUCUUCAAACGGUGGAGGGAACUCUGCCUCGUCCCAGACUCCCAAUGUCAGGCAGCCAGAAAAUGACCCAAGCUCUGGCUCACCGGAGACCGGAGAGCGUGCCAAGCAAAACCUUAUAGUUGACUCUUUAAAGAAAAUCGAAAGCCAGUGCUUUGAUCUGAUGCCUGUGAUCCGGAGCCACCUGCAUGUCGGUAACCUGCCAAAAAAACCUGUGCUGAGAGACGAGGAGAAGGAGGUCAUCUCUGAGAUUUGCAUCAGCAGCUCACACAUGGCAGAUGAGAUGAUUUUAGCCAUCCUCAACAGACUGAAAACCGGAAAACGUGAGCUGAGCAGGAGCAGCAUGCAGGCCCUUUGCCGGGUCUACACCGGGAUCUGUAGACAGAAGAGAGACCACGAAAAGGCUCGCCUUCUGGCUUAUAGCAUUCUCACUGAAGAUUUCCCAGAGUGUUCUCAGCUGGUUUUGUUUAUAGUGACAACAUGGCCCACCGUCCUUUCACACAGCAGUUCCCUGUGCCAGGCCAUUCAUACCGUCACAAAGCUGAAAGCCACAGAUGAGGUUCUCAGCUGCCUUUCACCGUUCCUGGGUUGGGAGAAGAGUCCUCCAUGUGACAUUGACCAUCUGAUCUCCAGGACUCUGUCUGAGAUCCAGUCAGGCGUAAAUCUGUCUUUCACAAAGCACAGUCGGUACGGGGAUGACCUGGAUACAGUGGCUUGGGAGCGCGUCCUCACACUGCACCUCCUUUGCUCGCACAAGAAGUGGAAAUGGACUUACGAACAUUUACUAGGGAAGGAGGUGUGGCCAAUAAUGAACACUUGGGUAACACAGCCAAGAGAUCAACAAGAGCCGGUGUCCGACGUGACUGUGGCCACUGUACUCCGACUUAUAGGGUGCCUUUGCCAGCUUGGACUCAAAGAGAAGUCUGUCACCUCUGUGGCAACAGUUGCUAAUGUCAUCAACACGUUUGGUCAGCGUGGACACAGGGAAGGUGUGCCAUGGGAGGUCCAGCUCGCAGCAGUCUACUGCAUCUACGACGUGUCUCCCUGCAACCCCAAACACGCCCUCGAUGCCCUGGCAGAAUGGAGAGGAGACGUGUCUCAAAGCGUGCCUCCUGCAGUCACCAGCUGCAUUAACCAGUUAGCCUCCAUUUGUCGACAAGUCAAACACUAGGAAAUGCAAAACCUCACAUAAGCUUUGUUCUUCCACAUUUUAAAAUGUAGCAAGUGUGACAGCAGCGUUCACUGCACUGUCUUGUAGCUAUUUACAAAUUGUACGAUAUCUUAGAACUUAAUAUUUAAUUAUGUUUACAGACUUGAAGACUUGUUUUUUAAAUGCUCAUUUCAUCUGAAGGAUGUCAAAGUCGUAGGUUCUUCUCAGAUGUGGUGGAAACACUUGUUCAUUUUUUUUAAAUACCCUGUAAUUUGAAUCAGCCACAAACUGCAACAAGUGUACAGACACGUCUUUGUGCUACUCUGCAAUACUCAGGUUCAGCUGUAAAUAUUGUACAGUCAUUAGGUUGCAGUGCUAAUGUAAAUGUUUUCUUUAAAAUACAUUGUGUAAAUAAGGGAUAUAUGUUUAUAAUCAAGUAACAUAAUCAUAAAAUUAUGGCGCUGUACCAUUUGAUGUUUCAGAGAAUUAAAAGU
Salarias fasciatus (jewelled blenny) is the source of this 5096-nucleotide messenger RNA. It is a transcript of the gene ice1, whose product is annotated as KIAA0947-like (H. sapiens). Bases 136 to 4623 code for a protein of 1495 amino acids. The transcript has 20 exons. Lineage: Eukaryota; Metazoa; Chordata; Actinopteri; Blenniiformes; Blenniidae. The record is from RefSeq and is a predicted model, not a curated record.